Molecule: messenger RNA, 1667 nt
Organism: Mus pahari (shrew mouse)
Lineage: Eukaryota; Metazoa; Chordata; Mammalia; Rodentia; Muridae
Product: cytochrome P450 2D26
Exons: 9
Coding region: 92-1594 (500 amino acids)
Biological process (GO): arachidonate metabolic process; xenobiotic metabolic process
Cellular component (GO): intracellular membrane-bounded organelle; cytoplasm
Molecular function (GO): oxidoreductase activity, acting on paired donors, with incorporation or reduction of molecular oxygen, reduced flavin or flavoprotein as one donor, and incorporation of one atom of oxygen; iron ion binding; heme binding
Source: RefSeq, a predicted model, not a curated record
CACGUUCCCAGUCCGUCAUAAGAGGAUCUCUCCUGAUUCUAAGUGUCUGGAACGAGUAUUCCUUCAAAAGCCAAGAAGCAGUAGGGCAGCCAUGGGGCUGCUGAUUGGAGAUGAUUUAUGGACUGUGGUCAUAUUCACAGCCAUCUUCCUGCUUCUGGUGGACCUGGUGCACCGGCGCCAGCACUGGACUGCCCACUACCCUCCAGGUCCUGUGCCAUUCCCUGGGCUGGGAAACCUGCUGCAGGUGGACUUCGAGAACAUACCAUACAGCUUAUACAAGCUUCGAAACCGCUAUGGCGAUGUGUUCAGCCUGCAGAUGGCCUGGAAGCCCAUGGUUGUGAUCAACGGACUGAAGGCAGUGAGGGAACUGCUGGUGACCUAUGGAGAGGACACUGCUGACCGCCCCCUAAUGCCCAUCUAUAAUCACCUGGGCUAUGGGCACAAAUCAAAAGGUGUGAUCCUUGCACCUUAUGGACCUGAGUGGCGAGAGCAGCGGCGAUUCUCUGUGUCUACCCUGCGUGACUUCGGCCUGGGCAAGAAAUCACUGGAGCAGUGGGUGACGGAGGAGGCUGGUCACCUCUGUGAUGCUUUCACCAAGGAGGCCAAACAUCCCUUCGAUCCCAGUCCCCUCUUGAGUAAGGCUGUGAGCAACGUGAUCGCCUCCCUCGUUUAUGCUCGUCGAUUUGAGUAUGAAGACCCUUUCUUCAACAGGAUGCUCAAAACGUUGAAGGAAAGCUUUGGAGAAGACACUGGCUUCGUCGCAGAGGUGCUGAACGCCAUCCCCAUGCUUCUACACAUCCCUGGUUUGCCUGACAAAGCCUUCCCCAAGCUGAAUUCAUUCAUAGCUUUAAUAGAUAAGAUGUUAAUUGAGCACAACACAACCUGGGAUCCUGCACAGCCACCCCGAGACCUGACUGACGCCUUCCUGGCAGAGAUAGAGAAGGUAAAGGGGAAUCCUGAGAGCAGCUUCAAUGAUAAGAACCUGCGCAUAGUGGUGAUUGACCUGUUUAUGGCAGGGAUGGUGACCACCUCAACCACACUGUCCUGGGCCCUGCUGCUCAUGAUCCUGCAUCCUGAUGUGCAGCGCCGUGUCCACCAGGAAAUCGACGAGGUCCUGGGGCAGGUGCGGUGUCCAGAGAUGGCAGACCAGGCCCGCAUGCCCUACACCAAUGCUGUCAUUCAUGAGGUGCAACGCUUUGCAGACAUCGUCCCAACAAAUGUACUACAUAUGACAUCCCGAGACAUUAAAUUCCAAGGCUUCCUCAUCCCUAAGGGGACGACCCUCAUCCCCAACCUGUCCUCCGUGCUGAAGGAUGAGACUGUCUGGGAGAAGCCCCUCCGCUUCCAUCCUGAACACUUCCUGGAUGCCCAGGGCCACUUUGUGAAGCAUGAGGCCUUCAUGCCAUUCUCAGCAGGCCGACGAGCAUGCCUGGGGGAGCCCCUGGCCCGCAUGGAGCUCUUCCUCAUCUUCACCUGCCUCCUGCAGCGCUUUAGCUUCUCAGUGCCUGAUGGACAGCCCAGACCCAGUGAUUAUGGCACCUAUUCACUGCCAGUUACUCCAGAGCCCUACCAGCUCUGUACAGUGGCUCGCUAGCAGGGGCAAUGGCUCCUACAUUCCCCCAAGUUUGGUCUGAUCGAUGUCCAAGAAACAAGUUCUGUGUCUGCAA